AGAAGCUGAUUUGUCUAAAAUGGACAUGGGUGGAAAGGCAAAGGGGGGUUUACAUCGAUGGGACUUUGAGACAGAAGAGGAAUGGGAAAAAUAUAAUGAGCAGAAGGAAGCGAUGCCAAAAGCAGCGUUCCAAUUUGGGGUAAAGAUGCAAGAUGGUCGUAAGACGAGGAAGCAGAACCGUGACCGUGACCAGAAGCUCAAUAACGAACUUCACCAGAUUAAUAAGAUACUUACGAGAAAGAAGAUGGAGAAAGAGGGUGGGGAUGUUGCUUCUUUGGAUGCCGUCGAUGUACAGACUCCCAAGAGAUCCAAGCAUUGAUUCUACCUUGUCGCUUUCUUCUAUUCUAGUCUUUCACCCGGAAUCUAUCUUGUAUCUCCAAGUCUAUUUUAGUUUAAAAGAAUUUUACAUCCAACUGUUUACUUCCCAACUCGUUUUACUAGAUCAAAUAAACUCUAGUUUCUAAAAGGAAAUAUGCAAAAUAAUCUUCAAAAUGA
Molecule: messenger RNA, 495 nt
Organism: Camelina sativa (false flax)
Lineage: Eukaryota; Viridiplantae; Streptophyta; Magnoliopsida; Brassicales; Brassicaceae
Source: RefSeq, a predicted model, not a curated record